This is a messenger RNA of Tripterygium wilfordii, 1414 nucleotides long. RefSeq names its product guanine nucleotide-binding protein subunit beta-like protein. Lineage: Eukaryota; Viridiplantae; Streptophyta; Magnoliopsida; Celastrales; Celastraceae. The coding region runs from base 81 to 1064 and encodes 327 amino acids. Gene Ontology annotation, molecular function: protein kinase C binding; translation regulator activity; ribosome binding. Gene Ontology annotation, cellular component: cytosol; nucleus. The transcript has 2 exons. Gene Ontology annotation, biological process: rescue of stalled cytosolic ribosome; positive regulation of protein phosphorylation. The record is from RefSeq and is a predicted model, not a curated record.
UUCGUUGUGCUCUCUAAUCUGCCGGUCACACAAAACCCUAGCCUCCUUUUCUCCUUAGAGUACUUCUCUGCUCUUCCGCCAUGUCACUGCAAGAGGCUCUCUAUCUCCGCGGCACCAUGCGUGCCCACACCGACAUGGUGACGGCGAUUGCCACUCCUAUUGACAACUCUGAUAUGAUUGUCACCGCCUCCCGUGACAAGUCCAUCAUUCUAUGGAACCUCACCAAGGAAGAGAAGACCUAUGGUGUUCCCAAACGUCGCCUCACAGGGCACUCACACUUCGUUCAGGAUGUUGUUUUAUCGUCCGACGGCCAAUUCGCGCUGUCCGGUUCCUGGGACGGCGAGCUCCGCCUCUGGGACCUUGCUGCUGGAACCUCCGCCCGUCGAUUCGUUGGCCACACCAAAGAUGUCCUGUCCGUUGCUUUCUCGAUCGAUAACCGUCAGAUCGUUUCGGCAUCCAGGGACAAAACUAUCAAGCUAUGGAACACACUUGGUGAGUGCAAGUACACCAUUCAGGACGGAGAUGCUCACUCUGAGUGGGUCAGCUGUGUGAGGUUCAGCCCUAGUAACCUCCAGCCUACUAUUGUAUCGGCCUCGUGGGACCGGACCGUGAAGGUCUGGAACCUCAGCAAUUGCAAGCUCAGGAACACCUUGAGUGGUCACUCUGGGUACGUGAACACUGUUGCCGUGUCCCCUGAUGGAUCUCUCUGCGCUAGUGGAGGAAAAGAUAUGACUAUUCUUCUGUGGGAUUUGGCGGAAGGUAAAAAGCUGUACUCACUUGAUGCCGGUGCAGUGAUCAACGCUCUCUGCUUCAGCCCCAACAGGUACUGGCUCUGUGCUGCAACUGAGCAGAGCAUCAAGAUCUGGGAUCUGGAGAGCAAGAGUAUUGUUGAGGACUUAAAGGUCGAUCUCAAGACGGAAGCAGAGAAAUCUGAAGAUAACACCGCUACCUCCAACAAGAAGGUAAUAUACUGCACAAGCUUGAGCUGGAGUGCAGAUGGAAGUACAUUGUUUAGUGGUUAUACUGAUGGUGUAGUCAGGGUUUGGGGUGUUGGCCGCUACUAGAAAUAAAUAUUGAGGAGUUACCAAAAUCCGGUUCUUUUUGUUUUUACAAGAACAGUUGCUUUAUUUCGUGGUAGUUUGGAAACGUAUUUGAUUUUGAAUGUUGGAGCUUUGAAUUCCAAUUAAGUUGGAUAUUUAGAUGGCUUUGAGGCCAGUGCUAUCUUGUUUGGAUAUGUUAUUUAGGUGUUUUGAUUUGAAAAUGCUAUUGGAUAAUUUUUCUUUUUCGUUUUCCUGUUAUGAAUUUUAUGUGUUACUACAUUGAUAGUAAUAUCAUUUGUUGAGUCCAGUCAUUACACGGUCUAUGUCCUGUUCCAUGUCAAAUGCCAAUGGAAUAUAAUGUCUUAGUUGAGGCA